AUGGAAGACGCCGGCAGCAACAAGCAGCGACAGGCCACGCGAGUCUUCAAGAAGAGCUCGCCAAAUGGCAAGAUUACCGUAUACUUAGGGAAAAGAGACUUCGUAGACCACAUCACACAUGUAGACCCGAUUGAUGGAGUAGUCCUAAUUGACCCAGAAUAUGUGAAGGACAGGAAGGUGUUUGGCCAUGUACUGGCCGCGUUCAGGUACGGCCGGGAGGACCUCGAUGUACUGGGGCUCACCUUUCGCAAAGAUCUCUACUUGGCCGCUGAACAGAUAUACCCAGCGACGAACACAACAAAGCGGCCUCUGACGCGGCUGCAGGAGAGGCUGGUCCGCAAGCUAGGCGCGGCCGCGCAUCCCUUCUACUUCGAGCUGCCGCCGCACUGCCCCGCCUCCGUCACCCUGCAGCCCGCGCCCGGCGAGACAGGCAAGCCUUGCGGGGUAGACUACGAGCUGAAGGCGUUCGUCGCAGACUCCCAGGAUGACAAGCCACACAAGAGCACGCCCACGCAGUCGGCUGCGAAAACAUUGCGGAAGCAGACCAAAAUGUUUGAACACGUAUCACGUUUCGCACCGAAAGCGCAGCGGAAUUCUGUGCGGUUAGCUAUCAGGAAGAUAAUGUAUGCGCCGAGCAAGCAAGGCGAGCAACCUUCCGUCGAAGUAUCCAAAGAAUUUAUGAUGAGCCCCAACAAACUGUAUCUGGAAGCUUCCCUAGAUAAGGAGUUAUACCACCACGGCGAGAACAUAGCAGUGAACGUACACAUAGCGAACAAUUCCAACCGGUCGGUGAAGCGUAUCAAGGUGUCCGUGCGCCAGUUCGCAGACAUCUGUCUCUUCUCCACCGCGCAGUACAAGUGCACCGUCGCUGAAACAGAGAGCGAGGAGGGGUGUCCAGUGGGCCCCGGGUUCACCCUGAGCAAGGUGUUCACGGUGACACCACUGCUGGCCAACAACAAGGACAAGUGGGGCCUCGCACUCGACGGACAGCUCAAACACGAGGACACCAACCUCGCAUCCAGCACGCUCAUCGCCGAUCCAUCGCAACGAGAAAAUUUAGGCAUCAUAGUGCAGUAUAAAGUCAAAGUGAAAUUAUGUCUCGGACCUCUCGGCGGGGACUUGAGUGCGGAGCUGCCGUUCAUCCUGAUGCACCCCAAACCCGAGGAGGAGCCGCGCGCCGCCCCCGACGCCCCGCGCGUACAAGACCAUGACCUCAUUCAGCUAGAUCCACAUCCCGACGAGAACGGUCAAGAGCAAGAUGACGACAUAAUAUUUGAGGACUUCGCGCGGCUCCGACUGAAGGGUGCUGACGCGGAUGCCUGA
This is a messenger RNA of Spodoptera littoralis (African cotton leafworm), 1323 nucleotides long. The record is from the annotation of a GenBank genome assembly. NCBI's taxonomy places the organism in Eukaryota, Metazoa, Arthropoda, Insecta, Lepidoptera, Noctuidae.